AUGACUUUGCUGAUGUUAAUGUUUCAGUUAGCAAAAGCAGCAGCACCCGUUGCGAAGUUUGGGUGUCCAGAUCGAUGCGGAGCCAUUAGCAUUCCUUACCCCUUUGGAACUAGAAAAGAAUGCUACAUGGAUGAACGGUUCGCGAUUGAGUGCAAUGAGACUGCCAACCCUCCUAGAGCUUUUAUAAGUCGAAUUAAAAUGGAGGUGCUGAAUAUUUCAGUUAAGACAGCCACCGCUACUGUCAAAAGUCCAGUAAUAUCCUUCAAUUGUAUUGGCCGGGUAGAUGGUGCGCCUCUGAAUCUCACUGGAACUCCCUUUGUUUUCUCCUCUAAAAGGAACUUGUUCGUUGCAGUGGGUUGUGAUACUCGAGCUUUUAUGACCGGAACUGAGCCGGAUCUCGUCGUUUGGGAGUCUACAUGGGGUAACCUGGAAAGUAACGUUAGAUUGCAAGAAAAUAAAAUGUGUUCAGGUCAAAAUUGUAGUCUGGCUAGAAUCCCUUCACUGCUUCAGGUUUUUAAUCCGCGCUUAGUUUCUACUAACGCUAAUCAAGUUGGAGAAGGAUGCAAGCUAGCCUUCCUGGUGAAUCCGACAUGGUUUGAAUCGAAUAUAAGUGAUCCCUUCGCAAUGCAGUAUAGAGAUUAUGUUCCAAUGGACUUGGGUUGGAUGAUGAACUUGAAUGAUAAUGAUAUUUCCACGCAUUGCGAAGAAAGUUACAAUCAAUCCUCAAAAUCCGAAUGUGUGUGCGAGGAUGGAUUUGAGGGCAACCCUUACCUUGAACUUGGUUGUACGGUUAUAGGCCUGGUUGGAGUACUCUUCCUGCUCAUUGGUGCUCGGUGGAUAUACAAUUGCAUUCGGUUGAAGAAGAAGUUUUUCAAACGGAAUGGUGGUCUCUUAUUGCAGCAGCAAUUAUCCUCAAGUGAUGGUAGUGUUCAAAAGACAAAAAUAUUCAGUUCAAAUGAGUUGGAAAAGGCGACCGAUUAUUUUAAUGAGAGCAGAAUACUUGGUCAUGGCGGCCAAGGCACCGUUUACAAGGGAAUGUUAGCUGAUGGGACUAUCGUUGCAGUUAAGAAGUCUAAGAUAGUGGAUGAAGAUAAACUAGAAGAAUUCAUCAACGAGGUUGUCAUUCUUUCACAAAUCAGUCACAGAAAUGUGGUUAGGCUACUUGGAUGUUGCCUGGAGACUGAUGUUCCUCUGCUAGUCUAUGAAUUCAUUCCCAAUGGAACUCUUUUCCAAUAUCUCCAUGAGCAAAACGAGGACUUUACGUUAUCAUGGGAGUUGCGGUUACGAAUUGCCUCGGAAGCUGCAGGUGCGAUAUCCUAUCUUCACUCGACAGCAUCUAUCCCGAUUUAUCACCGAGACAUUAAGUCCACAAACAUACUCUUAGAUGAGAAAUACAGAGCAAAAGUUUCAGAUUUCGGAACUUCAAGAUCAGUUUCCAUUGAUCAAACUCAUCUGACCACCAAGGUGCAAGGUACUUUUGGUUACUUAGAUCCAGAGUAUUUUCGAACCAGUCAAUUAACAGAAAAGAGUGAUGUUUAUAGCUUUGGAGUAGUUCUCGUCGAGCUCUUAAGUGGGAAAAAACCUAUUUUCUUAACCCAUUCACUGGAAACCAUGAGCUUAGCCGAACAUUUCAUUGAAUUGAUGGAAGAUAGUAGACUCUUUGAUAUCAUUGAUGCUCAAGUUAAGGGGGAUUGCACUGAAGAGGAAGCCAUAGUUAUAGCGAAUCUUGCAAAGAGAUGUUUGAAUUUGAAUGGAAGAAACCGACCAACAAUGAGAGAAGUUGCAAUGGAAUUGGAGGGGAUUCUAUUAUCACGUAACGGUAUCAAUAUUCAACAAAUUGGUGAAGUGGAUAAUUCAUCGAGGUCGAUUUCCUGCAGCAGUUUUGAGAUUGGUAUAGAUCUACCAUUAGAUUGCAAACCUUCGACUUCUUCUGAAACAUGGUGACGGAUUAAGAAAAUAUAUCACAAAUCAUAUGUUUCUUUCUUGUUUUUAAGACUGUUAGGAGCGUUUCUGAUUGAAUAAAAACUUAUAUUUGUAUUGUGGUCUGUGUUUUAGCACAUGUUCUUAGUCUUUCAUGUUAAGAACUUAAUAAAUUAAAAAUCCUUCGCGUUGAUUAUAAGAGAGUUUCUUUGAUCAAUU
Messenger RNA from Populus trichocarpa (black cottonwood), 2139 nucleotides. Its product is annotated as wall-associated receptor kinase-like 1. Gene Ontology annotation, molecular function: ATP binding; protein serine/threonine kinase activity; polysaccharide binding. The record is from RefSeq and is a predicted model, not a curated record. Lineage: Eukaryota; Viridiplantae; Streptophyta; Magnoliopsida; Malpighiales; Salicaceae. Gene Ontology annotation, cellular component: plasma membrane. The coding region runs from base 1 to 1944 and encodes 647 amino acids. The transcript has 2 exons. Gene Ontology annotation, biological process: protein phosphorylation; cell surface receptor signaling pathway.